AUGAUUGGUCCCUUUCUCUUGUCACGCAAUUUGCGAUUUUGCGGUUGCGAUUUUCGUAUUAUUUUUAGAGGUCUGAGAUUUCUAAGGUCACGAUUUCAGUUCUUUUCAUCCUGUGAUCGGACUUCUUUGCAUCCCUCAGUAUGUCUUUGUAUGUCUUUGAAUGUCUUCAAAGAGCCUUUUAUUUUUGUCUUUGACCGCGAGAGACGGGGCGGUGCACACGCGUGGCGACCGCGAGAACACUGGGUAUGGUUGGGUAACAACAUGGCGGGCGUAGCACGAAGUUGGUGCGGAUUUGCAAAGUUCAAAGGAGUUUCGCGGACCGUUGGUAGAUUGUAUUUUAGUACUGAUCUUACAAAAACAGAUCGUCUUAUCGAAAGGGUGAAAAGGUUCGUCUUUGGCGAGAAAGCACCGCCUGAAGAAAAGGAAACAGUUGAGAGUUAUUAUCAACUGGUCAAGGCUGAGGAUCCGUCAGUAUACAGUAUGGAGACGCACGAAAUUGUGAAUAAACUUGAACACAUUGUCACAGAAGCUAUACCUAACAUCCAGGAAUGGCAGAAUCAGUCAGUCCAAGACCUUGUUGUCAAAUAUAAGGCAAGUUCAAAGAAAAAUGAUUGUGCAUUGCUACAAAACCUUAUGUAGUGGCAGUAGUUUGAUGGUUAGGGGACUGUAGAUAACAAAGCCUAGGGGAACCUCAAGAGGGGGUUUCAAGAUCUGCUACU
Messenger RNA from Orbicella faveolata, 719 nucleotides. RefSeq lists its product as uncharacterized. The record is from RefSeq and is a predicted model, not a curated record. Lineage: Eukaryota; Metazoa; Cnidaria; Anthozoa; Scleractinia; Merulinidae. Gene Ontology annotation, cellular component: mitochondrion; mitochondrial large ribosomal subunit.